This is a messenger RNA of Cucurbita pepo subsp. pepo (vegetable marrow), 992 nucleotides long. RefSeq lists its product as uncharacterized. The record is from RefSeq and is a predicted model, not a curated record. NCBI's taxonomy places the organism in Eukaryota, Viridiplantae, Streptophyta, Magnoliopsida, Cucurbitales, Cucurbitaceae.
AUAGCUCAACACCUCAUAUCUUGUUGGAUAAUCUUGCCCCUCUUUACCCCAAGGUGUAUUAAACUGAUAAGAAUUUAAGGCUGCUGGUGAAUGAGUGUCUGUUGUGGCUAUAAAAAAGAGAUUGGUCCUCUCUUCAUAGCCUCCCCUCUUGCUUACCAUUAGAGAGAGAGAGAGAGAGCGGAGAGACUGGCGGAGAGAUGGGGAAUUGCCAAGCCAUUGAUGCGGCAACACUUGUGAUACAACACCCAGGUGGGAAAGUGGACAAAUUGUAUUGGCCUGUGACGGCUAGAGAGAUUAUGAAGAUGAAUCCUGGUCACUAUGUGGCUCUUCUCAUCUCUACUGCCAUGUUUACUCCAAAUGAAAGUAAUAACAAUAGUGAAACCACCAGUAAUUCGGUUCGUUUAACUCGAAUCAAGCUUCUCCGCCCGGCUGACAUGCUUGUUCUUGGCCAAGUUUACAGGCUCAUCACUUCUCAAGAGGUUAUGAGAGGCUUAUCAGCAAAGAAACAAGCAAAGGUUAAACAAAACCAGUUAGAAGCAGCAGAGAAGCCAGAGAGGAGGAAAGAACAUCCGCCCCGACGUUCCGAUGCAGCAGCAGCUGGAAGAUCUGUCUCUGAUCAAGAUCCUGUUCAGGCGACGAAACACGAGAAGAACAACGGACCGAGGACAAGUACAUCGACGACAACCUCGGCCACGGCCCGAUCAAGAACAUGGCAACCUUCAUUACAUAGCAUCUCAGAAGGUGGAAGCUAAUCAUUUAUGUUCCCUAUUCCCACAUGCUAUUGAGAGACAGGGUGGCACAGAUUGUGGUAUAAGUUGGUGAUAAUGAUAUUAGAGUGGUGGCUGUAAAAGAGUUGUUUGAAACUGUGCAUAGGAAAGGGAAAGCAGGGUGGGUAAUAUUAUAUAGUGUAAGGAGUUAAGAUUCUUCAAACAUCUCUGUAAAUCCAAAGUCAUUUUCAGUAAUGAAAUAUGGGACUUCAGCAAAAGAACAGA